GAUAAGAUAGCUCAGCACAGUAGAAAACACACACGGGAGGACCAAGCCAAGCAUACUGACCUAACACUUGCUCUAGCUCUGCCGAGCGGGCUUCCUUCCGGAGAAGUAUGGUUUCAUUGUGCUACCCUAUUCAAAUCGGAACAUGCGGCAAGAUUGCGAGGAAAAAUGCAGCAAAGGUCUUCUGCUCCAUGCAAACGCCACCCUCCCAGAGCACAAUCAAGGUUGUUAUCAUUGGGGCCACGAAGGAAAUUGGGAGGACGGCAAUACUUGCAGUAAGUAAAGCCAGGGGAAUGGAACUUGCAGGAGCAAUCGAUUCUCAGUGCAUUGGCGAAGACGCAGGACAGAUAAGCGGCAUGGAAGAACCAUUGGAAAUUCCGGUGCUCAAUGAUCUCACCAUGGUUCUGGGCUCCAUAGCACAAUCGAGAGCAACUGGUGUGGUUGUUGAUUUCAGUGAACCUUCAACUGUUUAUGACAAUGUCAAGCAGGCAGCAGCAUUCGGUUUAAGCAGCGUUGUCUACGUUCCAAAAAUUGAGUUAGACACAGUAGCUGAGCUGUCAGCAUUCUGCGAGAAGGCAAGCAUGGGUUGCUUGGUUGCACCAACACUAUCGAUUGGCUCAGUACUCCUUCAACAAGCUGCUAUACAGGCCUCAUUCCACUACAGCAACGCUGAGAUUGUGGAAUCAAGACCUAAUCCAUCGGAUUUGCCUUCGCAAGAUGCAAUACAGAUUGCAAAUAACAUAUCUGAUCUUGGUCAGAUAUACAACAGGGAAGAUAUGGAAUCUGACAAUCCAGCAAGAGGCCAGAUACUUGGAGAAGAUGGAGUGCGAGUACACAGCAUGGUUCUUCCAGGCCUUACUUCCAGCACAUCAAUCAACUUCUCGGGUCCAGGAGAGAUUUACACCAUACGACAUGAUGUCACAAAUGUUCAAUGCCUAAUGCCAGGACUGAUUCUGGCAGUACGGAAGGUGGUACGCUUGAAGAACUUGAUUUAUGGCCUAGAAAAGUUCUUGUAGUAACAUCUAGCAUAUCAAGAGAAAACUGGAACUUCCGUCAGUUCCUGAUUAUGGGAUGGACAGGAACAAAUCAAUUUCUGGGCAUGUGCUAAAAAAACAGUACCACUAGCAAGGCAGAUCUGACAAGACAACCAAAAUGACAGAGUUUUGAAAAUAACGGCAGCACAGAAGAUGACUGAAAGUUCCAACGGACAUGCAACCAAGUGAACAAAAUUUUGUUAAGAAGGCAUAGGGGAAGAAGACACAUUGUCAAUAAAGCAGCCACAUGGAUAACCACUGGUAGCACAAUCAAACUAACAAACAAAGGAGUGGUCAAAUUAACAUUAAGUAUAAAAUUAGUACCAUCAAGGAAACUCCAGUUGUAAGGGAUGCUGUUUCAGUGUGUAUGUGGUAAAUUGUGGCCAAUUCAGGGCUACUUUUCUCUGGACAUGGUGUGACACUGGCGCACAAGCGCCAAAUGUUCGCAUAAGCCCAAUCCAAAUCUCUUGUGGCAAUUUCAUCCA
Molecule: messenger RNA, 1516 nt
Organism: Phragmites australis (common reed)
Lineage: Eukaryota; Viridiplantae; Streptophyta; Magnoliopsida; Poales; Poaceae
Product: dihydrodipicolinate reductase-like protein CRR1, chloroplastic
Exons: 10
Coding region: 108-1013 (301 amino acids)
Cellular component (GO): chloroplast stroma
Molecular function (GO): 4-hydroxy-tetrahydrodipicolinate reductase activity
Source: RefSeq, a predicted model, not a curated record